This is a messenger RNA of Diaporthe amygdali, 1677 nucleotides long. RefSeq lists its product as uncharacterized. The transcript is spliced from 2 exons. Bases 1 to 1677 code for a protein of 558 amino acids. NCBI's taxonomy places the organism in Eukaryota, Fungi, Ascomycota, Sordariomycetes, Diaporthales, Diaporthaceae. The record is from RefSeq and is a predicted model, not a curated record.
AUGCCGGGUGAACGAUCAAACACCAACACGCCGCUGGGCAACAUCAACAACCACAACAACAGCUCUGCCCAGCGCCACCCAUCGCAAUCCCAAUCGCAAUCCCAACCCCAAGGCCAAGGCCAGUCGACUUCGCCCAUCCAGCUCAUCUCCAAGAUACCCUACAUCCUACCUCAUGAGCGCGUCUUUCCUAUCCAGAUCGGCUCCGAGCUGUACAAGCUCUCAGGCGCAUCCCUCUCAUCGGACGCCCCGUCUUAUUUCUCUCAGUACUUCCUCUGCCAGAUCAAACAGGCCGAGGAGGCGGGCCAGGACAUAGGCAACGCCAUCCGCACUCUCUAUAUUGACCGGGACCCCGUCACUUUUAAGGACAUCUCCCUCCACCUGCAGGGCUACCAUGUGCAGCCCCGUGAUGGGACGCACUUUGUGCGGCUAUUCGCCGACGCGCAAUUCUACUCUCUGCCAAAGCUCAUCUCCCAGCUCUAUGAGGAGUCCAUCUUCAUCUCCAUCGGCCACCGCGAGUUCCAGAUCCCGCGCGAUUCCUUCUCCGAGCCGGGCAACUCACCCAACUUCUUCAGCCUGGGCUUCGCCAUCUUCUUCAGCAACCCUUCCGCAGACCUAUUCCCCGGUCUUGACAGGGAGGGCCUGAUCCGCCCGCCUAGCAUCCUGCCCCCCAGCGUGCCCAAUCGCAGCGCCGACACCUUCGCCGAGCUGCUGCACUUGCUAAGGGGCUACCCUGUCGACAUCCGCUCCGAGGCCCAUCGCGCCUCCCUGCUGCGCGACUGCCGCUACUUCAACUUCAAGGGCGUCGAGCAGCGCCUCAUCCCGCACAGCAUCAGCUUCAACCAGUCCCGCGCCAAGGACGAGAUUGUCCUGCGCCUGGAGGACAUCCUCAAGUCGGGCAUCUCCGUCCUACCAGAGCGCAUGGACAUUGCCGCCAGGGAGAGGGAUAACUUCCUCGGCUGGGUCAACUACGCCCGCCCCUUUGUCGACAGCAGCCAGCGGCCCGCGGAGUUGGUCCUCGAGAUCGGCGGCGAGUGCACGCGGCUGCACUUCGACAAGGACGGUGGCGGCGGCGGGGGAACGCGGCUGGAGUUCUUUCGGGAGAUGAGGACCAGGGUCACGAAGCUGUUCGAAGUGAUCGCAUCCAAGCUCAACCUCCCGCCGACCACGCAGCCCCUUGGCCUGCUGAUGGCGAGCGGGGGCGCAUCGAGCCAGCCGGCCACACCGGGCAACACGCCGCUCAGCGAGGACCUGGUCAAGUGUGUGCUGGAGGCCGAGACGGCCGUUACCCUGGACGGGCAGAGGUACACGGGCCACCUGCCCAGCAUCUUCGAUCCCUCGGACGACGUCAUGGAAACUCCUGGCGGGGGCAACAACAUGUCAGCGCCGUCGAGCGCCGGUCCGGCAAACAUGGAUUCUCCAGCCAGCCUCGCCGGCCUGUCCCUCAACCCCCCGCGGAAGCGAAGGCGAGCAGCAGACGGGAGUGUCGUGGGCGUCGACGGCGGGGCGGGCUUGCCCACCAGGGGCUUCUGGAUCGUACGCACCGGCCAGUGGAGGCUGCGCAUUCAGGCUGCCAAGAACGGCAGGAGUGCCGUGGAGUGCGUGCUGAUUGCCGUGAAACUAGAUGCUAUGAGUGGGGAGCACGCCAGGAAUGAGGCUAGGGGGUUCUUGAAAGGGUGA